AUGACCAAGGAAAGAAGGAACAAUGGUCAUGCCAAAAAGGGUUGCUGCCCCUUGCAGCAUAUUCACUGUACUAACUGCACCAGAUAUGUACCCAAGGACAAGGCCAUUAAGAAGCUGAUCAUUGGAAAUAUAGAAGAGAGAAGAGGCAUGAGAGACAUUUCCAAAGUGAGAGUCUUUAAUACCUAUGUGGUUUCCAAACUGUAUGUGAAACUACACUGCUGUGUGAGUUGUAUAACUGACAACAGGGAAGUCAAGAGUCAUUCUCAUGAAGCCCAGAAAAACCAUACACCCCAUCCUAAUUUAGACUUACAGAUGCUGCCUCAUGACCUCUGCCAAAGCCCAUGUAAGGAGCUGAAUCCUUAA
Messenger RNA from Eubalaena glacialis (North Atlantic right whale), 363 nucleotides. Its product is annotated as small ribosomal subunit protein eS26-like. Gene Ontology annotation, biological process: translation. The record is from RefSeq and is a predicted model, not a curated record. Gene Ontology annotation, molecular function: structural constituent of ribosome; mRNA binding. Gene Ontology annotation, cellular component: ribosome; cytosolic small ribosomal subunit. Lineage: Eukaryota; Metazoa; Chordata; Mammalia; Artiodactyla; Balaenidae. The transcript is spliced from 2 exons. Bases 1 to 363 code for a protein of 120 amino acids.